Thermothelomyces thermophilus ATCC 42464 is the source of this 3653-nucleotide messenger RNA. RefSeq names its product glycosyltransferase family 39 protein. The record is from RefSeq and is a predicted model, not a curated record. Lineage: Eukaryota; Fungi; Ascomycota; Sordariomycetes; Sordariales; Chaetomiaceae. Gene Ontology annotation, cellular component: membrane; endoplasmic reticulum. Gene Ontology annotation, biological process: protein O-linked glycosylation via mannose. Bases 94 to 3012 code for a protein of 972 amino acids. The transcript has 6 exons. Gene Ontology annotation, molecular function: dolichyl-phosphate-mannose-protein mannosyltransferase activity.
CCUGAAUUAAGCCCGACGUGCCGAAACUCGAAUCGAAGCAGUCCCGCGCUGAAGUCCUGAUUACCACGUCAAUUCGUUGUCAAACCGCCUAGCAUGGCUCGAUCGGCGAGCUCCAAGCCGCCGGCCGCGAGGGCAUCCCCCCCGCCGGCGCCGUCGAGCAUCGAUGAGAAACUCAACUCGAACGCGACGAAGCGCAAGGACGAUGAUUACUCCUCCGAGGGCGUCGAGGACCAUGAUGUCUUUCUGCUCCCGGGCUCCGACUUCAAGCUCGUCCUCGCCAUAACCCUGCUAGCUGCUGCUGUGCGCUUGUUCCGCAUCUACCAACCCAGCAGCGUCGUGUUCGACGAGGUCCACUUUGGCGGGUUUGCGACCAAGUACAUCAAGGGCAAGUUCUUCAUGGACGUGCACCCGCCGCUCGCAAAGUUGAUGAUCACGCUCUUCGGCUGGCUUGCCGGAUUCAAGGGUAACUUCGACUUCAAGGAUAUUGGAAAGGAUUAUGUCGAGCCCGGCGUCCCAUACGUGGCCAUGCGCAUGUUCCCGGCCAUCUGCGGCAUCCUCCUGGCCCCGACCAUGUUCCUGACCCUCAAGGCUGCUGGUUGCCGUACUUUCACCGCUGUCAUGGGUGCCGGUCUCAUCAUCUUCGAGAAUGGCCUCCUCACCCAGGCGCGUCUGAUUCUUCUCGACUCUCCUCUUAUGAUCGCCACCGCCUUCACUGUUCUCUCGUUCACGUCUUUCACUAACCAGCAGGAGCUGGGUCCCUCGCGGGCCUUCGGGUUGAGCUGGUGGUUUUGGCUUGUCAUGACCGGCCUCGGCCUGGGUAUGACCGUCAGCAUCAAGUGGGUUGGGCUGUUUACCAUUGCCUGGGUCGGCUCCUUGACUCUGGUCCAGCUCUGGGUUCUCCUUGGCGAUUACAAGCACGUUACAAUCCGUAUCUUCGCCAAGCACUUCAUGGCCCGCGUCUUCUGUCUCAUCAUCAUUCCCUUAACUUUCUACUUGGCCAUGUUCGGAAUCCACUUCCUCUGCCUGCGCAAUCCCGGCGAUGGCGACGGCUUCAUGAGUUCCGAAUUCCAGUCGACUCUGAACUCCAAGGCAAUGAAGAACGUCCCGGCGGACGUUCUUCUGGGUAGCCGAAUCACCAUCAGACAUGUCAACACCCAGGGCGGUUAUCUCCACUCCCACCCUCUGAUGUACCCUACCGGUUCGAAGCAACAGCAGAUCACCCUGUACCCCCACAAGGACGAUAACAACCUGUGGCUCGUCGAGAAUCAGACCCAACCGCUUGACAUCAACGGCCAGCCCAUCAACGGCACCGACGCCUGGUAUAAGCUCCCCGAGCCUCACUACGUCGAGAACGGCGCCAUCAUCCGCCUGAACCAUCUCGCCACCCACCGUCGUCUCCACUCUCACGAUGUCCGCCCUCCCAUCACGGAGGCCGACUGGCAGAACGAAGUUUCUGCGUACGGUUACGAGGGUUUCGACGGCGAUGCCAACGACUUCUUCCGCGUUGAGAUCGUCAAGAAGAAGUCCAAGCCCGGCGUCGCCCAAGAACGCCUCCGCACGAUCGACACCAAGUUCAGGCUCAUCCACAUCAUGACCGGCUGCGUGCUGUUCUCCCACAAGGUGAAACUCCCCGAGUGGGCGUCGGAGCAGCAGGAAGUCACCUGUGCCCGCGGAGGGACCCUUCCCAACAGCCUGUGGUACAUUGAGUACAACGAUCAUCCCAUGCUGGGCCCGGACGCUGAGACGGUCAACUACCGCAAUCCCGGCUUCUUUGGUAAGUUCUGGGAGCUGCAGAAGGUCAUGUGGAAGACGAAUGCUGGUCUCGUUGAAUCCCACGCCUGGGACUCCCGUCCUCCGUCGUGGCCCAUCCUCCGCCGCGGCAUCAACUUCUGGGGCAAGGACCACCGCCAGAUCUAUCUCAUCGGCAACCCUGUCAUCUGGUGGAGCGCUACUGCGGCCGUCGUCGUCUACGUCGUGUUCAAGGGUAUCGCCGUCCUCCGUUGGCAGCGCAGCUGCAACGACUACUCGAAGCCCGUCUUCAAGCGGUUCGAUUACGAAGUCGGCUCCUCCGUGCUCGGGUGGGCUCUGCACUACUUCCCAUUCUUCCUCAUGCAGCGCCAGCUCUUCCUCCACCACUACUUCCCCGCGCUCUACUUCGGCAUCAUCGCCUUCUGCCAGAUCUAUGAUUUCGUCACGGCACGCAUUCCUGGAAUCGGCUUGAGGGAGAAUCCUGUGAUUGGCAAGGCUGGCGCCGUCGGUUUCCUUAUCCUGUCAAUGAUUGCUUUCACCCUCCUCUCUCCCCUUGCAUAUGGAAACCCCUGGACAAGGGCCGAAUGCAGGCGCGUCAAGCUGUUCAGCACCUGGGACUGGGAUUGCAACACUUUCUUGGACAGCUACGACGCAUACAAGACGUUGUCCUCCACCUCGGCUGCCGCCUCUCAGACACCUCAGCAACCGAUCGAUGCGAAGAAGGUGCCGCCGGCUCAGCCUCCCGUAGCGGGCGGCCAACAAGCCCAGGUCCCCAUUGUGGACGCCCAGCAGCAGCAGGAGCAGCAGCAGCAAGCGCAGGAGGAAAAGGCUAAAGUUUCCGGCGCCCCAGUGGCUGGCAAUAAGCGACUCGUCCAUACUGAAGAGCGCGUCGAGUACCGCGACCAGGACGGUAAUCUCUUGAAUGAGGAGCAGGUCAAGGCCCUCAAGGGCAAGGUCGAGUUCAAGACGCGUUAUGAGACGCGGACCCGGAUUAUCGAUGCCCAGGGCAACGAGGUCUUGCUGCCUCCCGGCCAGCAGGUACCGCUGGACCAGGAGCAGAAGCCCGAUGCUCCGGCGGGCGUCGCGCCUCCCCACCCGGAUGUCGAGGGUGCGAAUAGCGAGACGGCCAAGGGGGGUAUCCCUGAUGAGCCGAUCCCCGAGCCCAAGGAGAGUGUUGAGGGCGAGAGGGAGCGCGAGGAGAAGGCAGCCAAGCCUGCCAGCGAGAAGCAGGAGGCCAGUGCCAAAGUGGACGACGAGGUCUGAGCAGAUCGGCCGCCUGGUGUCUGGUCCCUCAAGUGUAGGAUUACUUCCGAAGUCGAAGAGGCUUCGGCCUGCUGCGCUUCCUCUCCCUUUCUACCAUAUGUUGCACCACAACCCGCCUGAAGGGAUCUAAUGAAAUGGAGAAAGGGACUGGCGAUUUGGCAGCGGGGUUACAAAACGUUCGGUCAGCUUGUCGCGACCGAGGACGAUGUUUUUUCCUAGUCUCAUUUUGUAACCACUGCUCGAUCGGCUGUACGGGAGUGGGGGGAGUUGUUGAUGCAGCGAGGAAAGGAUGAUACACAUUCUGACUCCAUCUAUAUCACGGCGCGGGACGACACACCGGUCCUAGAUUUUCUUGGUCACAUUUACUCUGAAUGAGUGGAAUCCCACUCCGAUACGUCUCUUUCUUUGAUGUCACCUGAGCCCAUUUCCGUACGAGAGUGAGGAGAUAUCAACGGCAAGGGUAGGUGCUGGAGGAAGCGAAAACGAAACAGGAAUAUUCAUUUCCUCUUCAAAUUCCACCAUGAUUUCAAUAUUCCGGUGGUGUGUGAUGACUAUUGGUACAAUCCCCCCCGUCCGCUCUCCUUCAUAUGUCCUGUACCGUACAUACACGAAAUAAACAUUAGGAGAAUAAUGAUGCCCCC